Ziziphus jujuba (common jujube) is the source of this 2701-nucleotide messenger RNA. Its product is annotated as heat shock protein 90-6, mitochondrial. Gene Ontology annotation, cellular component: protein-containing complex; perinuclear region of cytoplasm; plasma membrane. The transcript has 20 exons. Gene Ontology annotation, molecular function: ATP binding; ATP-dependent protein folding chaperone; ATP hydrolysis activity. The record is from RefSeq and is a predicted model, not a curated record. The coding region runs from base 171 to 2534 and encodes 787 amino acids. Gene Ontology annotation, biological process: protein folding; protein stabilization; cellular response to heat. NCBI's taxonomy places the organism in Eukaryota, Viridiplantae, Streptophyta, Magnoliopsida, Rosales, Rhamnaceae.
CUCUCUCUCUCUCUCUCUCUCUCCAAAUCUCCAGAAGCUUCCCAAACCCCUUUGUUAUCAGUCACAAACCCCUACUACUAAAACCCUAAACCUCCCGGCCUCACAAAAUAGUACUCUCAGGCUUACUCUUUCUCAAUCUCUCUGCGUCUUCGCCGUACUCGUCGAUCACCAUGCACAGGCUUUCCAGGCGCUCCGCCGUCGCUCUUUUGAGCCGUGGCAGUUCACGUUUUCGGAACGCCGCGGCUCCUAUCUCCACGUCCUCUCACCUCUUUAAUUUGGCAGGAGAGAGAGACACCAAACCCAGAUGGUACUCGGUGAUUUCCGCUGGAAAGUGUCAUUCUUCAACUCAGUUGAACUUGAAUACUGGCCUAUUUUUCAACAAGAGAUAUGAGUCAACUGCUGCUGCCUCUGAUGCAUCAAGCACAACACCAGCUGAGAGAUAUGAAUAUCAAGCUGAGGUCAGUCGCCUCAUGGAUCUCAUUGUGAACAGCUUAUAUAGUAAUAAAGAAGUUUUUCUCCGGGAGCUUAUCAGCAAUGCAAGUGAUGCCUUGGACAAGCUGCGGUUUCUCAGUGUGUCAGAGCCUGAGCUUUUGAAGAAUGCAGUUGAUCUAGAUAUCAGAAUCCAAACUGAUAAAGACAAUGGGAUUGUAACUAUCACUGAUACUGGCAUAGGUAUGACUCGGCAAGAGCUUGUUGACUGUCUUGGAACUAUUGCACAAAGUGGAACUGCAAAGUUCUUGAAAGCAUUGAAGGAUAGCAAGGAUGCUGGUGGUGACACCAACUUGAUUGGUCAGUUUGGUGUGGGUUUCUAUUCAGCAUUCCUAGUUUCUGAGCGUGUUGUUGUAUCGACAAAGAGCCCAAAGUCUGACAAACAAUAUGUAUGGGAAGGAGAGGCCAAUACUAGCUCCUAUACUAUCCGGGAGGAGACAGACCCAGAGAAGCUCAUUCCUAGAGGAACUCGUCUUACAUUGUAUCUCAAGAAUGAUGACAAAGGUUUUGCUCAUCCAGAACGGAUUCAGAGGCUUAUCAAAAACUAUUCCCAGUUUGUUUCUUUCCCUAUAUACACAUGGCAGGAAAAGGGAUACACAAAAGAGGUUGAGGUUGAUGAGGAUCCAUCUGAAGCCAAAAAGGAUGAACAAGAUGAGAAAACUGAGAAAAAGAAGAAAACUAAGACUGUUGUUGAGAAGUAUUGGGACUGGGAGCUCGCUAAUGAGACCCAACCCAUUUGGCUUCGCAAUCCCAAGGAGGUCACCACAGAGGAAUACAAUGAAUUCUACAAGAAAACUUUUAAUGAAUACUUGGAUCCACUAGCAUCUUCGCACUUUACAACAGAGGGUGAAGUUGAAUUUAGGUCCAUACUCUAUGUGCCGUCUAUCUCUUCAACGGCGAAGGAUGACAUAGUCAACCCCAAGACAAAAAAUAUUAGGCUUUAUGUGAAAAGGGUGUUCAUUUCAGAUGAUUUUGAUGGAGAAUUGUUCCCUCGAUAUCUAAGCUUUGUCAAAGGUGUUGUGGACUCUAAUGACCUUCCCCUCAAUGUCUCACGUGAAAUUCUUCAAGAGAGUCGUAUUGUACGGAUUAUGAGGAAGCGCUUGGUACGGAAGGCAUUUGACAUGAUUCUGGGAAUAUCCAUGAGUGAGAACAGAGAAGAUUAUGAAAAAUUUUGGGAUAAUUUUGGCAAAUACUUGAAACUGGGUUGCAUUGAGGAUCGUGAAAACCACAAGCGCAUUGGUCCAUUGCUUAGAUUUUUCUCUUCCCAAAGUGAGGAAGAGAUGAUCAGCUUGGAUGAAUAUGUUGAGAACAUGAAAACUGACCAGAAGGACAUCUAUUAUAUUGCUGCUGACAGUGUUACAAGUGCAAAGAAUACACCUUUCCUGGAGAGACUUCUUGAGAAGGAUCUUGAAGUCCUGUUCUUGGUUGAUCCUAUUGAUGAGGUUGCUAUCCAGAACCUGAAAUCAUACAAGGAGAAGAAUUUUGUUGAUAUUAGCAAGGAAGACUUGGAUUUAGGUGAUAAAAAUGAGGAAAAAGAAAAGGAGAUGAAGCAGGAAUUUGGCCAAACUUGUGAUUGGAUUAAGAAACGCUUGGGGGACAGAGUUGCCAGUGUUCAAAUCUCAAACCGUCUGAGCUCAUCACCGUGUGUUCUUGUAUCUGGGAAGUUCGGUUGGUCAGCCAACAUGGAAAGGCUGAUGAAGGCACAGACUGUUGGUGAUACUGCUAGUUUGGACUUCAUGAGAGGCAGAAGAGUGUUUGAGAUCAAUGCUGAACACCCAAUUAUCAGAAACCUGGAUGCUGCAUACAAGAGCAACCCGGAUGAUGAAGAUGCUCUGAGAACAAUCGAUAUUUUAUAUGACACAGCUUUGAUUUCUAGUGGUUUUACGCCCGAAAAUCCAGCAGAGCUUGGAGGCAAGAUAUAUGAGAUGAUGGGUCGGGCUAUUCAGGCGAAACAGUCGAUGCCUGGUAAUUUUCAGCAACCUCCCACCCCACAAACUUUAGAGGCUGAGGUGGUUGAGCCUGUCGAGGCUGGUAGUCAGAAAUGAGGAGCUCAAAAUUCUUCUUUUUUUUUUCUUUUUUUUUUUUUUUGGGUUAGUUUUAGUUUAUCUUGUUUCUAUAUAAUUAUCCAACGGGUCCUGGUGCUUCCUUCAUGAAUGUUUGGAAACGCUUGUAAUUUUGGAAAAUAGAUGAAGAAAGACUUUUACCUCGGUCC